This is a messenger RNA of Drosophila persimilis, 2687 nucleotides long. RefSeq names its product transmembrane protein 256. Lineage: Eukaryota; Metazoa; Arthropoda; Insecta; Diptera; Drosophilidae. The coding region runs from base 745 to 1290 and encodes 181 amino acids. The record is from RefSeq and is a predicted model, not a curated record. The transcript is spliced from 4 exons.
AAAAUAAUUAAUUAACAAGUGCGAUGCGAUGCGAUGCGAUGCGAUCAGUGCAACGAUCGAUAAUGCUCUGACGUUAAGUGCAAGACGAUCCGCGCCUCGACAGCGAUCAAGGGUGUGUUUUGGCUGUGUUUUUCACGCGACAGUUGGGAACAACAAAAAUAUUUUUGUUGCAAAAAUGUACCCUCCCAUACGUCGGGGCGGUUCAAUGGGUUCAAAUAGCAUUGGAAAAGUUCUGCCGAUAAGGCUCUGAUUGACAGAUCGAUGGGGAUGCGCCCAUGGCAACGACAUUUCCCCUUCGAUUAGAUUAUUUUGGAGAUGCACCCAGGGCAACGACAUUUCCCCUUCGAUUAGAUUAUUUUUUGGAUAUAAUCGUAGCAAUAUUUGAUUUCAUUCUAUAUGUAUCUGUACACGCCCCUUAGGGUCUUGUGUGUCUUCUAUUUUUAGUUAGCGGCGACCCCCCAUGGCUGGGAUUAGCCUUGAUCUUAUCGCUGUUUCUCUCCCUGUCUUUGGUAGGGUGAAAAGUUCAGGCUACUGAUAAGGUACGGCCCCCAUAGAAGCUGACGUAAAAAUAAUUCAUUAUUACAGUUAGAAAACUCUAGAAACCUGGAAACUGAAAAAUCCUAGUAGGCAACAGGAUGUUUUUCAAAGUUUUUCGAAGUCAGUCUCAACAUUUCUCUAAACGUAGUCGACAUCUAAUCCUCUCCAGUGUAGUGAAAAAAUAAUUUCAGUUAAAACUAAAACAAAAUGAUAAAUAGCGAUAUUAUUGACGCCAUCAGCGUGAAUCCGGUGGGCCGGGCCAUUCUCUAUACGGGUGCCACAAUUCUGCGUGGUCUUGGGCUACGCCCAAAGAUCAUAGUGCCCCAGGAGAUGAUGGUGCUGCCAGUGGUGGUCCAUGAUGUGGUGCCGGCCAGCGUCGUGGUUGACUGCAUCGACCUGAUGGUCGCCCACAAAUACAAAUUUGAGAUCCUGGCUGGUAUAUCCGCCGCCGUGGCCCUACUCAUGGCCGCCGUCUGCAAGUAUAUGGUGCGGGAUAUGAGUCCGAAAGACCAGCUGCAGGCCCAGGAAUAUGCUGAUUGCACUAGCCACCUACAUUUCAUUAGCUCCUUCGCCAUGAUGAUCAUUCCGUUUGCCCAUUACCCAGUAAUGACCGGCACACUGAUCAUCAGCGGAACGGCUGUAUUCAGCGGUUCGAUGUACUAUUGCGCCUUCACAGGAGAGCGGCGCAUCAGGUCGAUUGUCAUCGCUGGUGUCAUCCUAAUGGUUGCCGGCUGGAUCUCGCUGGUAGCUUAGGAUCAACACAACAAAAAUCUUUGUUUUGUUCUUAGUAUGUAUCUUUUCAAUAUUCAGUUAGAAAAAAUCAACGAAAACCCAUUCACUGCUAGUAUCAUAUCUUCCAUUAAUCUACCGAAAAUGGAAAUAAGAAUGUCAAAAAAAUCCCUGCUAUCUUAUCUUCUAGUAAUCCACUAACGAAAAACGAAAUUAAAAUGUACAAAAAAAGGAUCCUUUGGCAGAUAUAAGAAGAUACUCUUUGCUCCACAACAAAAAAAAAAAACAACUUGCCAAAACAGAAAUAUACAUCGCUGGGGUUUAAAGGAGCUACAUCCCAGCAGCUAAUGGAAGAUACAAUGUGUGGUUCUUGCAGUUCCCAAACACUUCAUUGCGGCCUAAUAAAAUUCAUACAACAAAUUUAUAAUGUUACAAGGCAAAAUAGUAAAAAAAGUAUAAAGAAUCAAUUCAAGAAAUGAUUCAACUAAUAAAAAAUUAAAAAAGGACCACAAGUUUAGCCAUGUUUGAGUGCAAUAUUUCACACUACGUAUUGAAUCAUUAAUUUGUAUAUCUUUUGGGGUGGAGAACUCUCAAGUUUUAGCCAUUAAUAUCCAAAGUUCGACAUCACACCAUCACAGUUCUAUUUUCCACUUGUUAUUCACACAUGCAUUCCAAAUUUUACUUUGUUCUAGAGAAUCGGUGAGAAAAUCGGUGCUUCCCCCAAAAGGGGGGCCUUAAAAUUGGGUACACAAAUGCCUGUGUCUAGAUGAAAUUCAAUUUAAUGGCCAUUGCCAGAUGUGGGUCUGUCGAGAUGCAAUUGAAUGCAAAUGGAAAUACAUUUGGUAUUGAAAAUCGGUGCUUCCCCCAAAAGUGGGGGCCUUAAAAUUGGGUGCACAGGCAUUUUCUAGAUGAAAUUCAAUUUAAUGGCCAUUGCCAGAUGUGGGUCUGACGAAAGAAACUGCUGAAACCAAAGAAAUUUGAGUAGGCCGAAACAAGUUUAAGGCUGAGCAGCAAAAAAAAAAAAACUAACAACAACUAAAUAAGAGUAUUUCGACUAAACAACACCCCUCCCCAGACAAAAUUCUGGUGAAAAGACUCUAUUUUAAUUUGUUAAAAGUUAACCAUUCCAGAAACAACAAAAUUUUUCAGGAAAACCUUAGCGCCGAAUACGCUAGCCUUUCUCUCUAGAAAUUACUGGGUAUCGCAACUAAUUAGAAUGGAAAAGCAUGGCGACACAGGCGUCGGCACAUGUACAUUAAAGCUUCCAAAACAAAGAAACACACGCACGCACACAAAACUAUGUGAAACACACGAUUGCAAUCACACGCAAAAUAAAAAAACAACACUCGAAUGAUUAUUAUAUUAGUGGUGUGCUGGUCUUAAUCAAAAUGAUUUUGUUUAAUUUUAGUUUGGGUUUUUUG